Rosa chinensis is the source of this 1029-nucleotide messenger RNA. RefSeq lists its product as uncharacterized. Bases 1 to 1029 code for a protein of 342 amino acids. The record is from RefSeq and is a predicted model, not a curated record. The transcript has 2 exons. Gene Ontology annotation, molecular function: zinc ion binding; nucleic acid binding. NCBI's taxonomy places the organism in Eukaryota, Viridiplantae, Streptophyta, Magnoliopsida, Rosales, Rosaceae.
AUGCGUCCUAGACGCCGGACUCGUGGGGAAACCCCUCCCAUUCCAGGAGAUGAGCAUACUCCUGGAGGAAUAGCGGAAGCGUUAGGACGUAUUGUGCAGCAGUUGACUGCAGCGCUUCCAGGCUCCAGAACUGACUUUACCAUGGAGCGAGCGAAGAGGCAUGGAGCUUAUAGCUUCUCUCAUGCUCCUGAGGCUAUGGAUGCCCAGAAUUGGUUGAACAAAAUGGAGAGAGUCUUCACUCAAAUCCAUUGCCCUGAGGAUCGAAAAGUGGGCUUAGCGGUGGAUUUUCUGGAUGGUGUAGCUUUUGAUUGGUGGUCUUAUAUGAGCAGGGACUUAGAGAUUGAUGGCCCAAUUACUUGGGAACAGUUCAAGGAGCACUUUACUGAGAGAUAUUUUGGCACAGCUAUCCGAGAUAGGAUGAAAUAUGAGUUCUUACAUCUGCAAAAGGGGGACAUGACCGUAACAGAAUUUGAACAACGGUUCACCCAACUGGCCCAGUUUGUGCCUGAUAUGGUUAGCACUGAGAGGGAGCGGAUUUAUAGGUUUGUGGAUGCUUUGGGGGGUAAGUAUUCUGAUCAGCUGACCGGAGUACCAUUUACUGAUUAUGCUGAGGUCGUUAAUGCUGCUUUACGACUUGAGACUAGGUAUAUGUCUGGUAUCCGACCUCGGGAUUUGGGUGGCCCCAGCCAGGGCCCACCCAAGAAGGCUGCUUCCACUUCUGGGUCAGGAUCUUCAGCAGGCAGCGGACAGAGUAGUGGGUCUGGUGCUGGAUCUCGUUAUAGACGCGGGGGGCGUGACAGGAGAUUCCCUCGGGGGCAGUUUAGUGGACGCCCGUUUGGGCAGAGCAGAGUUGGUUUUGGUGGUCAGCAUAGGGCUCCAGCUAGGCAGCCAGCCCCGUUUGGGCAGUACCAGUCAGUCGGAUGCUUUGAGUGUGGACAGCAGGGCCACUUUAGGAGGGAUUGCCCUCUAUUGACUCAGAGAGCUGCAUUUACUCCUUAUCAGACCGCGGGCCAGUCUUCUGCCGGCUAG